Messenger RNA from Enhydra lutris kenyoni (northern sea otter), 3207 nucleotides. It is a transcript of the gene FBXW10B, whose product is annotated as CMT1A duplicated region transcript 1. The record is from RefSeq and is a predicted model, not a curated record. Lineage: Eukaryota; Metazoa; Chordata; Mammalia; Carnivora; Mustelidae. Gene Ontology annotation, molecular function: protein binding.
AUGGAAAACCUGGACCCAAGGCUCGGGAAUGCCCCGUAUUUCCGUUGUGAGAAGGGAGACAGUUCUGUCCCCGUGUGUCAAAAGUGCGAAACAUGUGUCUUGGCUUGGAAUAUCUUCUCGACCAAACAGUGGUUCUGGAGGAUAGGAGAGGUGCCCCGGAGAAGGUUUCUGGUGAGCAUCCUGGAGCAGCUGGGUAGCCUCUACUUGCUGCACUAUUUUCAGAAUAUCCUUCAGACCACGCAGGGGAAGGAUUUCAUCUACAGCCGGUCCCGGAUCAACCUCAGCAGGAAGGAGGGGAAGAUCGUCAGGUCUUCCUUGAACCAGAUGUUGGAUAAAACUGUGGAGCAGAAGAUGCGGGAGAUCUUGUUCUGGUUUGCGAGAAGCACCUACCGGACCAAGGCGAAUUACACGCUCUUUCUCCUGCAGAUGUGCGACCCCAAGCUGCUGCUGACCGCUGCCAAUGUCAUCAGGGUCCUGUCUCUGAGACAGUGGAACAACGUCACGGGCCCCAACCAAGACACUAGUGAUGUGUUUUUUUCUCCCGAGAAAGACUACAACGUGCCGUAUGAGACCUCAGAUGUUUUCUGGGCAGCCAGCACCAAGACUGCAUCCUUCCCUUUGUCCAGAGCUUCAGGAAAAGAAAAUUCGCUUGAAAACAGGGGGGGCGAAGCAUCUAAUACUGACGGACAAUGGAAGAGUUCCAUCCAGUGCAUUUUCGAGAUGAAUAGCCUGUUUUCCAGAAAAGCAGGCCUGUCGAAGGCCGAAUACACACCUUCCAAUCUGUUGGUUGACUUGGAUGUCGUCAAAGACCUGUCCUCUGGAGUCAGCAAAUACCGGGACUUCAUCCGUUCCCUGCCCGUUCACCUCUCCAAAUAUAUUCUAAGUAUGCUGGAUAAAAACAACCUGAACAGAUGUGCCUCUGUGAGCCAGCACUGGGCCAUGCUGGUACAGCAGGUCAAGAUGGAUCUGUCAAUGCAUCCUUUCAUUCAGAGCCAUAUUACCUUCUUGCAGGGAUCCUACACAAAGGGAAUCGAUCCUAACUAUGCCAACAAGCUUUUUAUCCCAGUUCCUAAAAUAACCGAUAACGGGAAGUGCAUACGUGUGAAAAAUCAGAAAUUGAAACUGAGAACAAAGAAUGACUACAACCUGUGGGCCGCAUACCAGAACCAGGAAACUCAGCAGGUCCAAAUGGAGGAGAGAAAUGUCUUCUGUGGGACUUAUAAUAUCCGCAUCCUCUCAGACACGUGGGACCGAAACAGAGUCAUUCACUAUUCUGGGGGAGAUCUGGUCGCAGUGUCAUCCAACCGGAAGAUCCAGCUUCUAGAUGUCAUACAAGUAAAGGAAUUACCCACUGAGUUCCGAGGCCAUGCUGGGAGUGUCCGCGCCCUCUUCUUGUGUGAGGAGGAGAACUUUCUACUGAGCGGGAGUUAUGACCUGAGUAUCAGAUCUUGGGAUCUGAAAAGUGGGGCUUGUAUACGAAUCUUCAAUGGCCAUCAGGGGACAGUCACUUGCAUGGAUUUAUAUAAGAACAGGCUCGUAUCUGGAGCAAGAGAUUGCCAGGUGAAAGAGUGGGAUAUAGAGACAGGGAAGUGUCUGAAGACAUUUAAACACAAAGACCCCAUCUUGGCCACCAAGAUCAAUGACACCUACAUUGUGAGCAGUUGUGAGAGAGGGUUAGUCAAAGUGUGGCACGUUGUCUCGGCCCAGUUGGUAAAGACUCUCAGUGGCCACGAGGGAGCCGUGAAGUGUCUCUGCUGUGACCAGUGGCACCUCCUCUCGGGAAGUACUGAUGGCCUGGUCAUGGCCUGGAGCAUGGUGGGAAAGUACGAGCGGUGCCUCAUGGCCUACAAGCAUCCAAAGGAGGUGCUUCACGUGGCCCUUCUCUUCCUCCGGGUCAUCAGUGCCUGUGCUGAUGGCAAGAUCCGCAUUUACAAUUUCCUCAAUGGGAACUGUCUGAAGGUGAUGAAAGUCAAUGGCAGAGGUGAUCCUGUGCUGUCCUUCUUUAUUCAGGGCAACAGGAUGGUGAUCAACACUGAGAGCAAUAUUCUCAUGUUCCAGUUUGAGAAUAUAAAGUGGCAGUACUCCGUGGACCAGGCCAAACAAAAGAAGAAAGAUAAAGACGAGGACAGGGAAGAAAAUGACCUCACAGAAGUUGCCUCCAGGUCUAGCACUCAGGUUUUCAGCCCAAGGGACUCGAUGUCCAGUAAACAAACUGUGGGUCAGGAGUCCCUGUUAAGUAAACCAUACAGGUCCCGAGUUUUCCUGAAGGACACCAGGGUACCUACAGAAGUCUUAUCAGAGGGACCUAAAAGUCAAAGAAAGUCAAAAUCACCCCAGAGAGAUGGCAAGAAGAGAGUGAAGGACGAGGAGAAAGUUCCACCUGGAGACUUGAUCAGGCGCUCAAAGAAAAAGCGCUGGCAAAUCCCCAUGUCACCGGACCAGUUCCUUCUCACGGUGAAUGCCCUGCAGCAGGCCCAUAAGUCAGGGGAGUUUGCCUAUCCCCGGAGGCCCCAAACCCAAGUCAUUGAUGCCUGGGGACCUUCAAUUUCACACCCAAGGAAGGUUCUGAAUUUCAAAGGAAUAUUGGUCCAACAGGCAGUUAAUAGGUUGCGACAUAGCAACCCACCCAUCGACGUGAAGCAAACCAGUAUUCCCCUGGAGAUCCAGAAACUGCAGCCCAACCUGAAGAACUCUUUGCACAGUCCCCGAGUCCAGUCCACCAUACCCCAGCCUGUGAUCGUCUACCCCAGAUUUGCUGGUGGCCUUAAGGGAGAAGACCAAGCGACCGGCCCCAUCGGCGGGACAGUGCGUAGCUGUAGCCCUUUAACCAGCCUGCAGGUCAUUAAACCGAACCGCAUGCUGGCUCCCUCCGUGGGCAUGCGAACCAAGUCCAUCAAGAAAGAUCGACCUCGUUUCUACACAACCCUUGAUCCCUUUAGAAUGAACACCGAGUUCAUGUUGUUGACCGUAAAGGAGGAGAAAGAGUAUAGGGAGGCCAAAAUGAAGGAGUUCCAGGCCAGAAAGCCCAGAGACGUGGUCAGUCCAGAAAAAGCUAGCAGAGCUGCCUGGAUCAGGAAGAUCCAAGGCCUGCCGAUCGAUCAUUUCAUGAAGCAAGGGAAGACAGCAGCCCCUGAACUUGGACAAAACGUAUUUAUCUGAACCAGCCUUGGGAAAUGAACAUCUUAGAAUAAACAGAGAACCCAAGAG